AUGCUCUCCAAACUGCAGGACAACACACCUCAGCAGAGCAACGGCAGCAAAAGUCGCUCCAACUUUGAGGAAUUCGACUUUUUGGCAAAGUAUUGCAUUUUCAGCCAGGAGAAAUUGGCCGAGUACAAAAGGGCUUUUGAGGCGGAGGACAGCGACAAGGACGGCUACAUCUCCUGCCUGCAGGUUCUUCUUGCACUGAAGACCAUCAUUCCUCCUGAGCUGCUAUCUGACGAAGAAGAAAUCUACGUCUACAGAAUCUUAGAGAUGGUGGACUUCAGAGUGACAGAUGGACUUGUGGACCUGAGGCUGUUUGCUGUGAUUGCAAGCCUGGCCCAGAAAAUAACCUCCAUGGAUGAGUUCAUGCGAUCACUAAUCAGCAACAUGGACUUCCGCUCUCUUGAAGUGAGGCUCUUCAAAGCGAAGCAACUCUUCCUGUUCCUCCUGGAGGAGAAAGGGGAAGAUUCAGGCGCUCAGCAGGGCUUCAUAAGCAACAAGCAGCUGCUGCUGGAGCUGAAGGCCGGCGGCAUCCAUCUGGACCAGGAGGCGGCCAUCAGACUGGAGCUGCAGCACAUUCCUCCACUGGACCUGCUGGACUUCCUGGCCUACCUGCCCCUCUUCAUGCUCAUUCACAAAUCUGUGAUCUCCAACCCAUUCAAUGACUCCAGCCGCCUCUGA
Nematolebias whitei (Rio pearlfish) is the source of this 675-nucleotide messenger RNA. RefSeq lists its product as uncharacterized. Bases 1 to 675 code for a protein of 224 amino acids. The transcript is spliced from 6 exons. Gene Ontology annotation, molecular function: calcium ion binding. The record is from RefSeq and is a predicted model, not a curated record. NCBI's taxonomy places the organism in Eukaryota, Metazoa, Chordata, Actinopteri, Cyprinodontiformes, Rivulidae.